Penicillium daleae is the source of this 6282-nucleotide messenger RNA. It is a transcript of the gene sidD, whose product is annotated as nonribosomal peptide synthase SidD. The record is from RefSeq and is a predicted model, not a curated record. Gene Ontology annotation, cellular component: cytoplasm. Gene Ontology annotation, biological process: amino acid activation for nonribosomal peptide biosynthetic process; secondary metabolite biosynthetic process. Gene Ontology annotation, molecular function: catalytic activity; phosphopantetheine binding. Lineage: Eukaryota; Fungi; Ascomycota; Eurotiomycetes; Eurotiales; Aspergillaceae. The coding region runs from base 1 to 6282 and encodes 2093 amino acids. The transcript is spliced from 2 exons.
AUGGGCUUCAUACACAUCGACCAUAUACAGGGCCAGCAUGAGCAAUCGACCCUGAUCGCUGAUGCCUUGGCUAAGGACCGGCCAAGUGGUACCGACGCUAGAACUUUUAGAGUCGACGGUCUUGUCUCUGAUCAAGUUUCCACGCCAACAUGCAUGAAAGAGGAGAUUGUGCUGUUGUCCUGGCUCAUAGUCCUCCUGCGAACCCGAGAAGAUGGACGUAUUAGCUACGAAUGGACGUAUCGGGUUGAAGGAGAUUCGCUAAACGGUGAAGUGGCGAGUAAACUUUCUACCGAUGAAGUCCUCCCCAGAUUACAAGAUAAGGUGAAAGCCACCCUGGCUUCGAUUGAUCAUCACGUCGAGAAUGUGAAAGGAAGUUUCAAAACAGCAGGAUCCAGCCAUACAUCACUUCUGCUCAGCACUGGAUCAUUGUUAGAGAACUCUGAGGGUGCUAAGAGUGAGGGUGGGCUCAAAAUUCAAGUUUCCACUAAGAAUGGAGAUCUUAAUAUUUGUCCUCUAUGGCACUCUGACAAUAUUCUGCCAUAUACAAUCACACGACACAUUGAAUCCCUAGUCGAUACAAUCAAUAUCUGUAUUUCCAGCCCCGAAAAAUCCAUCGAAGACUGUCUUCGCGCGACAGCGCAUGAUCUCGAUACGAUUUGGAAUUGGAAUCAUGAAUUGCCUCCAACAUACGACUUCUGCAUGCACGAAAUGAUCGCUGAGCGCGCCCGAGAGUUCCCCGACAAGGAGGCCAUUCUAUCCUGGGAUGGUGCUUUGACGUACAGCGAGGUUGAUCGCUACUCAACAGUGCUCGCAUCUACACUUCGUGAGUCGGGUGUCGUACUUCAUGACUUUAUACCAGUGUGCUUUGAAAAGUCAAGGUGGACGAUCGUCGCUGUGCUUGCCGUGAUGAAGGCUGGCGGAACUAUCGUGCUUAUGGAUCCCACCCUGCCGCUGGCUCGGCUUCAGAAUAUGGCCAAGCAAGUGAACGCAAAGACUAUGGUUUCAUCUGAAAGCCAACAGGAAUUGGCAGCCUCGAUUCUAGCAGAUGGGCACAGAUUUGCCGUGGGAGCGGACACAAUUUCGCAAACUUCGAACUCCCAGGUGUUUCCAGAGCUUCCAUCAGUACCGGCCUCUGCUUUGAUGUAUAUUAUCUUCACCUCUGGAAGCACAGGUACACCCAAAGGCGUUAAAAUAUCCCACAAAACCUAUACCAGCAGUGCUAUUCCCCGAGCGAAAGCAGUGGGCUAUACACGUACUUCCAGAGUUCUCGACUUUGCAUCAUAUGCUUUUGAUGUCAGCAUUGACAGUAUGCUGCUGACUUUGGGGAAUGGUGGCUGUCUUUGCAUUCCCUCGGACGAGGAUCGGCUCAAUGACAUCAAUGAAGUCAUUCGGAAGAUGAGAAUUAACUAUGCCGGUAUCACCCCUUCGAUGGCCCGAAUUCUGGACUCAGAUGUCAUCAAAUCGCUCGAUAUCCUGGGCCUGGGUGGCGAGGCUGCGUCGGCUACAGAUGUGACAGUCUGGGGUCAAGAUACCCGGAUUGUCAUCGGGUACGGUCCCUGCGAAUGUACGAUCGGAUGCACUAUCAAUAGCAGUGCAGCGAGCGGCAGAGAUUAUAUCUCCAUCGGACAUGGAAAUGGCGCGGCUAUGUGGAUUGUCGACCCCAACGACCAUGAAGUCUUGAUGCCGGUCGGAGCCGUUGGCGAGCUUCUUGUCGAAGGCCCCAUUGUUGGACAGGGCUAUUUGAACGAUCCUGACAAGACAGCUGCAGCAUUCAUUCACGACCCGUCAUGGCUUGUGACUGGUCACAAAGGCUAUGGCGGCAGAAAGAGCCGUCUUUAUAAGACGGGAGAUCUUGGUGUAUAUGAUCCUGAUGGUUCUGGAGGAAUUGUGUUCGUUGGUCGCAAAGAUACCCAAGUCAAGCUACGCGGGCAACGUGUAGAGCUUGGAGAGAUCGAAAGUCAACUUAAUGCCAGGCUGCCCUCGGAAGCAACCGUUAUUGCGGAGGUUAUCGCGCCUCAAGGAGCCGGGGGUCAAUCUACUCUGGUUGCAUUUGUUUCUUUCCAGUCAGCGAAGGGACAAGAGCAUCUGGAAAUUCAGCCAGCCAAGCUCGUUCCUGAGCAGAGCCAACUUCUCUCCAGUGCCAAUGCAGAGAUAUCAAAGGUUCUGCCACGAUACAUGGUUCCAACAUCUUACAUUCCCGUCAAUUACAUUCCCACGUUGAUAUCUGGGAAGACUGACCGCAAGCGACUUCGGCAAUUCGGUAGCACCGUCGACUUGCGAGAGCUGGACCAAGCUGCCGGGAACGCCGUCUCUCGGGAAUUGACUGGAUUUGAGCAACGCAUAAGAGAAGCAUGGAGUGUAGCAUUGAAACUGGAUGCGGAGAAUAUUCGGCUUGAGGAUAACUUCUUUGCCCUCGGUGGCGACUCACUGGCUGCAAUGCGUCUUGUUUCCAUCUGCAGAGACUCGGGCCUCGAUCUCUCAGUGACUAGCACUUUCGGCAACCCAACCCUUUCGGCUAUGUCCGAAGUUGUCAAGCUUUGCGAUGAGCAAGCACGAUCUGAGGUCGCUGCAUUCUCGAUGAUCACUCAAGGCGUCGCGAGUGCCUCACUAGAAGCGUCACACGCCUGUGGAGUGGAUCAAGGCACUGUUGAGGAUAUCUACCCGUCUACGCCCACGCAAGAGUCUCUGUUCACCUUUUCGCUCAAAUCGGUCAAAGCAUACGUUGCUCAAAGAGUUGCCUGCAUCCCAGCACAUAUCGGCCUCGAUGCCUGGAAGAAAGCAUGGGAAGAUGUUGUACAGGCAAGCCCCAUUCUACGCAGCCGUUUGGUGCAACUUCAAGACCCUGGCCUUCAGCAAGUUGUGCUCAAAGUAAGCCUCGAUUGGAAGCACUCUGUCAACCUUGAGCAGUACCUUGAGGAAGACCGCAUGGAAAAGAUGCACCUUGGACAAAGCCUCGCCCGAUAUGCUAUUGUCGAUAAUGUCAUUGACGGUAAGCGUUAUAUGGUGUGGACUGUGCACCACGUCCUGUAUGACGGAUGGUCAGAGCCGGUCAUUCUCGAAAAGGUUCGCGCUGCGCUGGAGGGACAGAAAAUUGAAAUGCAUGCACGUAUGAAGGAUUUUGUGAAGUUUGUGCGAGAUACCGAUGAAGUCGCCAUGCAUGACUUCUGGCGACAGGAGUUGAAUGGUGCCGUUGGACCCCAAUUCCCACGCCUCCCAUACCGAGACUACUUGCCGACUCCCAACGGCAUGGUUGAACGUAUCAUUCCUUUCGAAGCUGGCGCCGGGUCACCUUUCACGUUGGCUACUUUCAUUCGGGCCGCUUGGGCUCUUGUCGCAUCUCAGUAUACGCGGAGUGACGAUGUUGUGUUUGGGGAGACCCUUACUGGCCGUGACAUUUCGCUUCCAGGUGUCGAAGGCAUCGUUGGCCCGCUCAUUGCGACCGUACCUAUUCGCAUUCAUGUCAACCGAAAUGGCACUGUCGAGUCGUAUCUGCAGGCCGUGCAGCAGAGCAUUCUUGCACGCACCCCUUAUCAGCACAUGGGAAUGCAGAAUAUCCGCAAGGUUAGCCGCGAUGCUCAGCAUGCAUGUGAAGCUGGCACCGGUCUGGUAGUUCAGCCAGAACCGGAGUACGAAGGCAGUGACCUUGGAUUUGUGUAUGGAGAUGUUGUUCGCGAAGCCCUUCACUUCAACCCUUAUCCCCUUAUGCUGGCUUGUGGAAUCAGAAAAGGAGGUUUCAGGGUAUGCGCAAGCUUCGACAGCGGAUUAGUCGGCGCGUCACAGAUGAAUCGAGUUCUGGCUCAGCUUGAAGUGGCUUGCUCCGAGUUGGCAAAUGAUCUUUCCCGGAAGAUUGAUCAGAUCUCUUGUCUCUCUGAAGAAGAGUUGGCACAGAUUUGGCGACGGAAUCAGACACCUCCCUUAUCCUUAGACCAGUCCUCUGGGAAGCUCCGGGCCAAUGAAGAUAUCAAGCAAGGGUCGGUGUACCCUCCAUCCGUUGUUCACUGGGUAUGCGAUCCACGGAAUCCUUCGCUGUUGUCGCCUAUUGGUUGUCCUGGUGAGCUUUGGCUGGAAGGAGCCUGCCUUUCAGGCGAGACUGUGCACUCACCAUCCUGGCUCGUCGCUGGAAGCUCGGAAAUUUCCGGCCGAUCAGGGAAUGUCCGGCCAACCGGCGAUAUUGUUCAGCAACAAGAAGAUGGCACCCUGGUAUUUAUCGGCCGCAAAGACAACAUUGUCCCUGUGCAAGGGCAUGCAGUAGAUAUCGCAGAUCUUGAAACACAUUUCUCGACAUAUAUUCCAUCCUCGGCUCGUGCGGCCACAGCGGUGUUUCGGUUAUUACAAGAUGAGUCAAAUCAGACAUCGGAUCUACAGCUGGCUGUGUUUGUCGAGAGUCAGCCUUGCGAGAGCGACAAUGUUGAGCUCAUGCCGGAGAGCCACCAUGUUGUUUGGGACUCGUCGGACCCUCAAAGUCUGAGGACCUCAGUUUGUGCCUCAGCACCAGUUAACCUCGUUGUAGCACUGAAGGGUCUCGACAAAUUCUUCCGAGAUUCACUCCCAACUCACAUGGUGCCCUCCGUGUAUGUUGUUGUUGACAAGUUGCCGACUAACCAUAACCUGUUGAACCAGCUCGCCUCGAAAAUCCCUUUCCAAGUCCUCGACCAAGUACACAAGGGACUACAAGAGGCGUGGAAGAAGAGUCUUGCCCAAGCAAGCCUGACCGGGCCUGAGAACAUUCUGCGGUCAUCUUGGGCGAAGAUUCUUGGAAUGCAGGCGAACCAAAUCGACGUGGACGACAAUUUCUUCCGCCUUGGGGGUGACUCUGUUCUGGCAAUGAAGCUUGUUUCCAGUCUUCGCGCGCAGGGUCAUUCAUUGACAGUUGCAGAUAUCUUCCAGCAUAUGCGCCUGGGUGAUGCUGCAAAGAGGUUGAAAGUUGGACAAUCACCACAGGCCAAAAUCCAGCCUUACAAGCCAUUCUCUGUCCUGGGAUCGAUUGAUAUUCACCGUUUCCUGUCUGAAGUGGUUCAACCAAAGCUUGGUCACUCAACUUGGUCGGUCCAAGAUGUCUAUCCUGUUACGGACACACAAGCACUUGACAUCCGAGGAACAAUCCAGGUGCCUCGGACGUCCAUUCAGUAUAACAUUUUGUAUUUCGACGAUGCCAUCGAUCGCCAACGGUUGUUCCAAGCUUGUAGAGACCUGGUCAAGACCCACGAUAUUCUACGCACUGUGUUCAUUGAAGAAAACGACAGUUUCUUCCAGGUUGUCCUGAAUAAUUUGGAGCCUCCUUUGACCACGCACCUGGCAGAUCGUGAUCUUGAUUCAUUUGUCAAUGGCCUCUGUGCGGAGGACAUUAAUUCCGACUUCCAACUGGGAUCUCCGCUCUUCAAGUUCAUCCACGCUGCAGACGAUAACAGAAAGGAAUGUCUCAUUCUUGGGCUUUCCCACUCUCUUUAUGACGGCAUGUCGCUCCCCCGGCUGCUUCAAGAUUUGGAGACACUGUAUAUCGGAAAGACCGUUGGUAAUUUUGAUCCUUUUUCUUCAUAUGUGGCACGUAUUCAGGACAUUCGCUUCCAGACCAGGUCCCUUGGCUAUUGGAGUACUUUGCUCAAUGGCUCAUCUUUGUCUGUGUUGGACGGAACGUCUUAUGAGCCAGGAGACAAGGGCGUGUUCAAGUCCAAGCCUGUUGAUUCAUGCCAACCUCUGGAGGACAUUACAACUGCAAACCUACUGACCGCAGCAUGGGCUCUGCUUCUGGCUCGUCGGCUCGGCAAGCCUGAUGUGACAUUCGGAGGUGUUACCUCCGGCCGUAUGAUCGACCUCGACAACGUGGAAAAUGUCGUCGGACCAUGCUAUCAGCUCACUCCAAUACGAGUUCUGUUCCAGCAUGAGUGGACAGCUCUGGACCUUUUGCAAUCAGUCCAGAAGCAGAGUGCCGAGUCUGCGGCUCACGAUUUCCUCGGGUUCAAUAAAAUUUCUCAGCAGUGUACUUCGUGGUCAUCAGAUGCACGAUCGUUUGAUUCCAUCGUCCACCAUCAAGACUUUGAUGACAUUGACACUAUGCCCUUCGCCGGAGGAUCAUGUAGGGUUGAGAUUUCAAACCCUCAUGGCGAUGCACCAUAUCCGUUCAAGGUUGUCUCGUUUGUACGAGGCGGCCAAGUGCACGUCGGGGCCGUUGGAGCAGAGAGGGACUCGGCCUUGGUUAUCGAAAUCCUCGAUGAUCUGGCUGCUACGGUGGCUUGGCUCUCGAAAUGCUCUACAGACGUCUUGCUUGAUGAGAAGAUGUUUUAG